AUGAGUGGGGUCAAGGUCAGUGCAGCAUCUCCAGGUUUGAGAGACUGUUGGAGAACUCAGGGGCUUGGGGUCUCUUUGCAGGAGGAGGCCUCUGUCUUCUGGCGGCUCACUGUGAAGGUCGUGGAGGCUCGGAGUCUGCCCAGGGCUGACCUGUUGAGCGAGGCGGAUCCGUAUGUGACGCUGCUACUGCCAACAGCCCCUGGGGUGAAAUUCAAGACCAAAACUGUCACCAACUCCAGUCACCCCGUGUGGAAUGAGACCUUCAGUGUCCUCAUCCAGAGUCAGGUCAAGAACACUCUAGAACUGAGUAUCUGUGAUGAAAACUUAAUUAUGAAAGAUGGCAUCUGCUUCAAAGUUUCCUAUGAUGUCUCAGAAAUCUCCCCUGGCCAACUGCUCCAGAAAACCUUCCGCCUGAAUCCUCAGGGACCAGAAGAGUUAGAUGUGGAGUUCCUGAUGGAAAAAACGUUGGACCCUCCAGAAAACCUCAUCACCAACAAUGUUCUUGUGGUGAGAGACCAGACUCUGUCAGGACAGAGGGCUGCACUGGAGCAUGGUCAGAACCCUCUGCCCCUCUACUUGAGCCUCAAUGUCAAAGAGAACAACCUGGACACCCUCCACUUCAAGGAAUGGGUGGAGUUCUCUCCCUAUGAAGUUGGGUUCCUGAAAUAUGGAGGCUUUGUCCCUCCUGAACUCUUUGGUUCUGAGUUCUUCAUGGGGCAGCUGAUGAAGAGGCUUCCAGAGUCCCAGAUCUGCUUUCUGGAAGGUAUCUGGAGCAACAUUUUCUCUGUGAACUUGAUGGACAUCUGGUAUGAUGUCACCUCUGGGAAAGACUGGAAGAACUUCAUUGUGGAUGUCCAGAACUCAGAGGAGGCCUCAGCCUCAGCAGGCUGUGUGGAGGCCUCAUGGCUGCAGCCUGGAACAGCCCUGGCCCAGGCAUUUAAGGGCUUUCUGAAUGGCCGGCCGUUCCACCAGCGCUGUGCCAACUUCCUCCAUGGCCUCCAGCUGCACCGGGACUACCGUAACCAGAAAGACUUCUCCACCUGGGCAGAUUGCCACCUGGAUGACACCCCCAAUCAGCUGACCCCACAGGACACUCAGCUCUGCCUAGUGGAUGCUGCCUAUUUCAUCAACAACAGCUGUCCCUCCAUGGUCCGCCCGGGGCGCCAAGUGGACCUCAUACUCUCCUUCAACUACUCCCAAUUCUCGCCCUUUGAGGGGCUGCAGCAAUCUGAGAAAUACUGCAAAGCUCAGGGCCUGCCCUUCCCCCACGUGGAGCCCAGCCCCGAGGACCAACGCCAGCCCCAGGAAUGCCACCUUUUCUCAGAUCCCUCCUGCCCUGAGGCACCUGUUCUGCUGCACUUCCCGCUGGUCAAUGGCUCCUUCAGGGACCACUCAGCCCCUGGUGUCCAGCGCAGUCCUGCUGAGCUCAAGGGUGGGCAGGUGGAUCUCACAGGAGAAGCCUCCCCUUACAUGAUGUACAACAUGACCUACAAGGAGGAAGAUUUUGACCAUCUGCUUCAGCUCACUGACUACAACAUACGUAACAGCCAGGACACUAUCCUACAGGCCUUGAAGACUGUUCUCAAACGCAGGGCCCCAGAGGUGAAGCCAUCAGGGCUGCAGAUCUGAGGUUUCUCAGGGGCCUCUAAGCCUCUGAGGGCCACACUUGGACCCUCCACCUUCCAAGGACUUAACUCAGCCUGCAGCUGGGCAAAGACAGAAUGCUGGAUGAUGCUCUCAGUUCUCCAAAUCCUGGGCUUCCUCUGCAGCUAGCCUCCCUGUCCAGAGGGGCUGCACCCGACCCACCCGUCUCCCCUGUGUUUCCAGCUGCUUCGAGGGGAGUUGAAAGCCUCCCCUGGCUUUGAUCUCCUUCUUUAAGGCAGGACUUUUAAAAACCUCCCUAUUUUAUGAUCUCGCCAUGUCUCACUACACAAAUCUCAGGGUUCGAUUAUUAUUCGAUUUAUUCUUCAGUAUCCUAUUCUUUUUGAUGAUAUAAAUGGAAUUAUUUUCUCAAUGUCAUUUUCAGACUGUUCUUUGCUUAUGGAAAUUUAGUUGUAGUUUGAACUUGCACUAUGCAAACUUAAACAUACUUUUGGUGGACUCUUCAGGACAUUCAAUUAUGGACCUUGCUGCUUAGAAAUAGAGAUGGUUUUGCUUCUUGCUUUGAAUGCCUUUUACUUUAUUUUCUGACCUAGUUGCUGUUGCUAGAACCUCUGACACAGAGUUCAAUGGACGUGUCGAGAGCAGCUGUCCUUGUUUUGAGGAAGGAAAGUGUUGAGGUUUUCUACUGUUCUGCUCAGUCUUCUUAAGUGGUUUGGGCUUGUCAGACACAUGUCCUGUUCUAUUCCUAGUUUGUUGAGUGUUUUUGAUUUUAACAAUAAGGAGGUGUUGGAUUUUGUCAUGUAAUUUUUUUUAUCUCUUGGGAUGCUCG
This is a messenger RNA of Peromyscus maniculatus bairdii (prairie deer mouse), 2431 nucleotides long. NCBI's taxonomy places the organism in Eukaryota, Metazoa, Chordata, Mammalia, Rodentia, Cricetidae. The record is from RefSeq and is a predicted model, not a curated record.